Penicillium soppii is the source of this 1278-nucleotide messenger RNA. RefSeq lists its product as uncharacterized. The transcript is spliced from 3 exons. The coding region runs from base 1 to 1278 and encodes 425 amino acids. The record is from RefSeq and is a predicted model, not a curated record. Lineage: Eukaryota; Fungi; Ascomycota; Eurotiomycetes; Eurotiales; Aspergillaceae. Gene Ontology annotation, molecular function: zinc ion binding.
AUGCCUGAUUCGACGGCCCUGCCUGCCCGCGGGCAGCCCCAUCAUUCCCACGACAGCGAGGGUGAGGAUGGCUCGUCGGUGGAGAGCUCCAGCGAGGAAGGGGAGGAGGGGGGGAAGAGAAAAGCAGUGACGAAGGCGAGUCGGAAGAAUCGACUGGCGUAUCCGUCCUCGCUCCCUCCGGUCCACAUUGGCUCGGACUCGGCGACUUGUACCUGCUCGGGCUUCCAGGGUCAUCCAGAGGGGGCGUGUCAGCACAUUUUUUGGCUCGUCGACCAACUGCACAGCUGCUUUAUCCAAGAUCCUCAGUCGAGGGAAGUGUCAUUGGCUCCGGACGGACGCCCGGAACGCCUUCCACCCAUAGAGGAGCUCUUGAAAGGCAGGCUGGAGGCCGUUGCCACGCAGCUUAAGUGGCAGUACUUACGGGACGAGGGCGAUGACACAGGCACAGGAAUGACGCGCACCGAAAAGGUCCGAGACAUCCUCUCUGCGUUCGACCAGAAAACCCUUCCUGAAGACUUCCGGCGAGACUUGAAUGAAACGACCCAGCAAGCGCGCACCGCAGAGCAGUGCGUUGUACAGGGAGACUUGAAGGCUACAAUGUUCCGGCUGGCAGUGCACGAUGAUGGAGUUUUCAACAGUCUGUGCAAGGCAAUGCCAGCAGGUGCGUGUGCGGCCAUUUACUUCGACAAAGUCCAAGACCAGUCCCGUCGACUCUUAGCCGACUUCGACCGCUACUGCACCAUGCCUGAGCCACAUGCCGACCCUACGAGCUCAGGUGGUCUCAUGGGAGUUGACGAGGUCGUGCUACAACUCCAGCAUUCAGUGGCCCGCAUCGCAGCCAACAUUGCAGCCCGCAGUCCCCACGGCAGCGAGGGCGCCGCCGAAGCCCUCGUGUCUCUACUGGAGUCUGUAGUGGCUCGUAACAACGAUCCCCUCGAACAAAACCGCUUCCGUGACUCCUUCAAUGGCGAAGACGAAGACCAGCGCAAUCUGUAUCAUUUGCUUAUAGGGUCCGUCGAAACAGACUCCGAAACAGACGCGCGGCACUUUGUUCUUCGCGCGCUUGAUUCUCUGCCGCCGGUGGAUCUUUAUCAAUUCGUUAAACGGCUGAGCGACAUCCUUCGCAAGAUCGAAGUCAACCGUGCCCCCAAACAAUAUCUUCUUCAUCUUGGCUCCUUGAUACGCACUGCUGAGUCUGCUGGAGUGAUGGGAUCGGGACAGAAACGACCCGCGGCUGGGAAUGGGGGCUCCGGGGGUUAUUCGAAACGCACCCGUUGA